This is a messenger RNA of Bipolaris sorokiniana ND90Pr, 3327 nucleotides long. RefSeq lists its product as uncharacterized. The record is from RefSeq and is a predicted model, not a curated record. The transcript has a single exon. Bases 1 to 3327 code for a protein of 1108 amino acids. NCBI's taxonomy places the organism in Eukaryota, Fungi, Ascomycota, Dothideomycetes, Pleosporales, Pleosporaceae.
AUGUUUGUUCUCUCUAUAGCACUCAGUGCUUCCACUAAUGGCCUUGUGCAAGACGUAAAACGAGUCAGCAUUAAACACGAAAGACCGGCUUCACCCUCGCUGAGUUUACCGCCAGAGGACACAUCAAUGAGAGAGGCUACAAGCUUCGACUCCAACAACGUCUCCCAGUCAUCUCUGGGCGAGGGUAACGAACAAGACCUUGCCCAUCUCGACCGAAAUAUUCGACGCAUCAUCGAACUGCAAGAUCCCCAAAUCCUCGAAGCUGGCGCAGUUCGAGCGAUGCAAAUCCUCGAAAGCUUUAAACAAACCUUUGUCAAUUGCGUUACAUCUAGGCUCAACGUAGAGGUGGCUUCCUGGACGGAGACUAUAACAACACUGAUUCCACAAGCUCAGCGAAAGCGCACUGUCAUAGGUGUGGUAGGCAACACAGGAGCUGGAAAGAGCAGUGUAAUCAACGCGAUGCUUAAUGAAGAGCGUCUCGUCCCUACCAACUGCAUGCGGGCUUGCACCGCUGUUGUUACUGAGAUAUCUUGGAAUAACAGUGACGAAGCUUCUUCCAAGUAUCGUGCGGAGAUUGAGUUCAUCAGUCCCGAAGAUUGGGAAAAGGAGCUCUCAGUGCUCAUGCAAGAAUUUUCGUCCGAGAACGGCACACUAUCUCGCGAAGCUCAGGACCCAAAUUCUGAUGCUGGUGUUGCAUGGGCAAAGUUUCACGCUGUGUAUCCAUCUGUGCUAAAGGACGCAUUGCACGAGAGCACUGUACCUACUCUUAUGUCGAAGAACUCCGUUAGGAGCGUUCUCGGAACCACCAAACAGAUACACAUGAGCCAUCCAGGCAGUUUCUAUGUCGAGCUCCAAAAGUAUGUCGACAGUAAAGAAAAGGUGUCUAAAAAGGAUAAAAGCAAGAGUAAGUCGAAGACCUCGCCACCUGAGAUGGAGUACUGGCCCUUGAUCAAAGUCGUCAAAAUAUACACCAAGAGCUCAGCGCUAUCAACGGGCGCCGUCAUUGUGGACCUGCCAGGCGUUCACGACAGUAAUGCUGCUAGAGCUGCUGUAGCUCAGGGCUACAUGAAGCAAUGCACAGGCCUGUGGAUUGUUGCUCCGAUCAACCGCGCUGUAGACGACAAAGCUGCCAAAACUCUUCUUGGAGACUCCUUCAAGCGCCAGUUGAAGUAUGAUGGUGGCUUUUCCAGCGUAACAUUCAUUUGCUCAAAAACAGACGAUAUUUCCAUCACUGAAGCGAUUGAUAGUCUUGACUUGAAUAGAGAAGUCGCAGAACUCGAACAGCAAAGUGGGAGUUACGACGAACAGAUCGAUCAAGUUCAGUGCAGCAUUAAAGAACUCAAAGAAUCGCAACAAGUAUACAAACUUGCGAUAGAAAACCUAGCCGAGGAAAUUGAGACCUGGGAGACACUUUAUGAGCGAGUGCAAGACGGAGAGCUAGUGUACGCACCUAUCACUCAGCCCAAGAAGCGCAAAAAUACCAGCUUAGAUAAAGAACCAUUGAAGAGACAGGCGUUACAAGAGAACUCUAACGAUGAAGUUUCCGGCUCUGAUGACGAAAUCUUCGACUCCGAUGAUGAAGUUCAGUUUCAGAUUGAGCGAGUGGUACUGUCUGAGUUGGACAUCAGAAACAAGCUCAAGGAACUAAGGGAGACCAAGAAGAAUGCUCGACAGGAAAGCGCUAAGAUACAACAUGCGAUUGAUGACUUGAGACCUCAAGUCAGAAAGUUGCAAACCGAGAAGGGCAAGAUCAGAGCAGAAAUGAGCCGGAUCUGCAUUGCUGGACGCAAUCUCUACUCCAAGUCUGCUAUUCGGCAAGAUUUUGCUGCAGGUAUCAGGGAAAUUGACCAAGAGAAUGCUGCUGAAGCAGACGAGGACAGCUUUGACCCUGAUGAAGAGAUGCGUGAUUAUGAGCAAGUCGCGAAGUCCUUGCCCGUCUUCUGCGUCAGCAGCAGAGCAUAUCAAAAGAUGUGUGGACGCAUGCAGAAAGACGAUAAUGUACACGGUUUCACAAGUGUAGAAGAGACUGAAAUCCCGCAGCUCCAGAUUCAUUGCCGGAAGCUCACUGAGGCUGGCCGAAUCCAGACUAGCCGAACCUUCCUAACGGGUUUCCUUCAACUGUUGAUCACUUUCAGGUUGUGGACGUCAGGGAGCAGCCCUGACUUGAAGUUAACUGAAAAAGAUAAACAACAGCACCUGAAGUUUCUAGAGCGAAGGAUGGAAGAACUGAAAACGGGCUUCGAUGACAGCGUGCGUGCUUGUGUGAAGCAAGUGAGAUCCGAGGUGAAGCUUCAAAUCUCCGACAGGUUCCCAGAACUCGUCAAUGAUGCUAUCGAGGCUGCGCCUGCAACAGCUGACGUCUGGGGUCAGAAGGACCAAGGAGGUCUAAGAUGGGGUUCGUACAAAGCCGUAGUCCGCCGUGCGGGUGUCUACCACUCUACAGCAGCGGGGAAGCGGGACUUCAACUCGGAUCUUGUCGAACCCAUUAUGAAGCGGCUCGCGACGGGCUGGGAGCGCACUUUCCAGAGACGCCUCCCAGAAGUACUCAACAGCCACAUCGAUGACCUCAACAAAGUCCUUAACAAAGCCCAUAAAGCCAUUGAAGCGCGUACUCAAUACACUGGGGUUGGACUUGCCAACCUGUCCAUUUUGAAGACACGACUCCCAAUUUACAAAGAUGGUUUCAAGGCAUAUGGUGUUGAUCUUGUCGAUGGGAUGAAGGAAAUCGGACGCGAAGCUAACCGCGACUUUACACCUUGCAUUGUGGACAUGAUGCGUGAUGCAUAUAACAUAUGCGCCGCACAGAAUGGUCCGGGGUCGUUCAAGCGGAUGAAGGAACAUAUGAUAAGCCAUGUUGUAGUUGCUCGACAUACCAUGUUUCGUAAAGCGGUUCAGAAAGUGGACGAGCAUCUCGAAGCCAUGUCCAAAACGCUGCAGGAACGGAUGGAAGCCAAAGCCUACGAGAUCUUUGGCAACGUGAAUAGGGACUACACACAUGCGCUUGGUAACCAUCCUACUCGAGUGCUGUCUAAGGAAGAGCAUGAGAUGAAGUCAGCGACUCGUCAGAUCUUGAGAGGUAUAGAUGCGCAGUUCGAGCCCAUUGCUAAUGGAGAUCUCAGCUCAGUCUAUCCAAAGGUACCUACGAAUGCCCAGAGCAAAGAGCCGGCUCACGAUGGUACAGAGGAGCAUGGUGGUAUGGAUGAUUCGGGACAAGAAUCUUCUGAAGAGGCAGAUGAAGAAACCAACAAUGUCCCUGGAACCUUGUGGGAGAAGUUCAGGUCAUACAACCAGGCAUAUGUCGAGGAUGACAUGGAUGAUGAUGAGUAG